Molecule: messenger RNA, 2686 nt
Organism: Punica granatum (pomegranate)
Lineage: Eukaryota; Viridiplantae; Streptophyta; Magnoliopsida; Myrtales; Lythraceae
Source: RefSeq, a predicted model, not a curated record
ACUAAUCAAAUCCCUAAUCCCCUUGAAAUUAUCAUUAAAUCACUAUCUCUCUCCUUCACCAAAGAAACCUCAUCCCCUUUCCACCGAAAAAAAAGAACCUCAUCCCCUAAAACCCUUCAUGGUUCCCUUCCCAAGAAAGCACCAAGACCCAACAAAGAUCCUCAAGAAUCAAUCGAAACCUUAAACUACUCAAAAUUCUUGACAAGAACCAUUCACUCCAUCCAUAAAGGCAACCUCAAAAGAGUGUGUGUUCUUUCUCUCAAUCCCAAGUUUGGCCAAAGGAAAAUGUUAAAAGUGGCCAUUUCAGCCUUCUUAGCAAUACUUGCCACCAGCCUCAUCUCCUUCCCUUCCCUCCCCAAGAAACCAUCCUUCUACCACUCCCUCUUCCUCUCCGACCGCGUCUCCGACAACUCCUCGGCCGCCCGCCACCUCCAAAUCCUCACCUGCCGCCCCCACGUGGCAGGCACGCCUGCCAACGCGGAGGCAGCCUCCUACGUUCUCUCCACCCUCACCGCCUCCACCGUUAAGUCCCAUGUCACCUCCUACGACGUCCUCCUCACAUACCCGAUCUCCCGGUCACUCAUCCUCACCUGCCCACCACCCGCAGACCCGCCCGAGACGAUCUUCCCACUCCACCAGGAUAUUUAUGAAAACGACCCCUAUGCCGAUGUCGCAGACCAGGUGCUCCCUACCUUCCACGGAUACGCUAAGUCCGGGACCGUUGCAGGGCCUGUGGUGUAUGCAAACUAUGGGCGCGUCGAGGACUUUGAGAUGCUCAAAUCAAAGGGCAUUGACGUGAAGGGCAAUAUUGUGAUUGCCCGGUAUGGGAAGAUAUACCGGGGGGAUAUCGUGAGGAAUGCGUACCAGGCUGGAGCCAUCGGGGUGGUGAUAUUCACGGACAGGAAGGACUAUGGAGGUGGUGGGCACCGGGCCAAGUGGUUCCCUGAGGAUAAGUGGAUGCCGCCGAGCGGAGUCCAGGUCGGGACGGUAUAUGCCGGGGCAGGCGACCCGACCACUCCAGGGUGGGCCAGCACUGAAGGGUGUGAGAGGCUGAGUGAGGAGGAGGUGGAGAGGGGAGGGGACGUCCCUCUGAUCCCUUCACUGCCUGUUUCCUGGGCUGAUGGAGAGACCAUUAUGAAGUCUCUUGGUGGUGACGUGGCAGAUGAUGAUUGGCAAGGAAUUGAUGAUGGGCCCCUCUAUAGGGUUGGUCCAGGGCCCAGUGUUUUGAAUCUUACUUACCAUGGAGAGCAGAAGAUCGCAACUAUCGAAAAUGUUAUUGGGGUGAUAGAAGGAGCAGAAGAACCCGACCGGUAUAUCCUGCUUGGAAAUCAUCGGGAUGCUUGGACAUUUGGGGCGGUUGAUCCCGGCAGCGGCACUGCAGCUUUGCUAGAGGUUGCUGAGAGGUUCGGGAAGCUACAGAAGAAGGGGUGGAAGCCCCGACGAACUAUCAUCUUCUGCAAUUGGGAUGCCGAGGAGUAUGGCCUGGUAGGAUCAACGGAAUGGGUGGAAGACAACAGGGAGAUGUUAGCUUUGAGAGCCAUAGCUUACCUAAAUGUCGACUCUGCGGUGUCUGGUGCGGGAUUCCAUGCAGCUUCAACUCCUCAGCUUGAUCAGCUACUGAUAGAAGCUGCUCAGCAGGUCCAAGAUCCAGAUAAUUCGUCACAGUCCAUCUAUGACUCCUGGGUUGGUGCCAGCAGUUCUCCAUUGGUGGAAAGGUUAGGAGGCGGGGGAUCAGAUUAUGCUGCAUUUGUUCAACAUGUCGGUGUCCCUGCAGCUAACAUUUUUAUGGGAACAGGAUAUCCCGUGUAUCAUUCAAUGUACGAUGAUUUUGUCUGGAUGGAGAAAUUUGGGGACCCGAUGUUCCGCAGACAUGUUGCAGUGGCAAGCAUCUGGGGGCUCAUGGCUCUCCGUCUAGCGGACGAAGAAUUCUUGCCUUUUGAUUACCUAAGCUAUGCAUCAGAGCUUCAGAAAAGUGCAAAAGAGUUACAAGCACAGGUCUCAAGCAAGGAGGUGGACCUCGUUGCCUUGUUCAAGUCCAUUCGGGACCUCCAAAAAGCUGCCGAAAAUAUUAAUAUCGAGAGGAAGGUGAUCGGAGAGAGCAGAGGAUGGCUGUUAAGGGCAAAGGAGUACAACAUGAAAGUAAGGGAGCUCAAUGACCGGUUAAUGAUGGCAGAGCGAGCUUUCACAGACCGAGACGGCCUUUCCAGUAGGUCUUGGUACAAACACCUGAUUUACGGCCCUUCAAGACAUGACGACUAUGGAUCAAAAUCCUUCCCGGGAGUAGAUGAUGCGAUUGAGGAGGCGAAGAAAUUGAACACAGCUGAAUCGUGGCGUUCAGUGCAGCACGAAGUUUGGAGGGUCUCAAGAGUUAUCAGACAUGCCUCCUUAGUUCUUUGUGGUCAACUCACCUGAUUUGUUACUCGAAAAAUCGAUGAACAUUCCUUCGCACUGCAAGACCUACAUGAAGUGCAAAUUGGGUCCUCAUCAUGGUAGUCUUCCGGGCAACGUAUUAUGGACCAUGGGGUACGAAAAUUCAGAUAUCGAAAGCUUCAUUUUACAGAUGAAGCAGGAGAUGUAAUUAAACUUUUGCUACAGAAAGGGGAAUAAUUUACAAUCCUAAAGAACUAGCUAUGCAACUGUCAUGGUUUUUACCGAGUCAAUAGAAUGACAAAAAUAUAGUGUAAAA